Messenger RNA from Dujonia railenensis, 1053 nucleotides. The record is from the annotation of a GenBank genome assembly. NCBI's taxonomy places the organism in Eukaryota, Fungi, Ascomycota, Pichiomycetes, Serinales, Debaryomycetaceae.
AUGUCUAACAGAAAUUCUAAACACCAGUCGUUUUCUUGGUCACCUAGAACCGAGGUUCUGGAGACCUUCUCCAAUCCUUACGAAGAUGUUAAACGUCAAAGCGUCAUAGAUAAACAACGUAAGGAGUACUUCCAAAGGCACAAUGCCCCCAAGAUUAUCAUCAAUGAUGACCCAGUGAUACCAGAUUAUCCGAUCCAGAAAACAUUCAAAAAAUCCUCCUCACAUAAUAUGAAAAUUGUGGUUGUAGGUGAUGGUGGCUGUGGUAAGACUUGCUUGCUUGUGUCGUACGCACAGGGAAAGUUCCCGGAAAUCUAUGUCCCUACUGUAUUUGAAAAUUAUGUCACUAAUGUCUUGACUCCUGAAGGGAAACUUAUUGAAUUGGCCCUCUGGGAUACCGCUGGCCAGGAGGAAUAUGAUAGGUUAAGACCUUUAUCAUACCCAGACGUGGAUGUCCUUUUGGUAUGCUUUUCGUUGGAAAGUUUGACUUCGUUACAAAACGUCAAAGACACAUGGUUCCCUGAGGUGUCCCACUUCUGCCCUGGAAUUCCUAUUGUUUUGGUUGGAACUAAAUCCGAUCUCCCUACAGACUUGGAUCCCGAUUUACCCAUACAGUUGGCUACGGAGAUCAAUGCAAUCGGGUUUAUUCAGUGUUCUGCUAAAAAGAUGUUUAACAUUAAGACUGUCUUUAAUUUUGCCAUAAAUAAUUAUAUGAGAAAGAGAGAGCAGGAAGAGCAAUUGGAGAGAUCCCUGAAAAAGAGAUUCUCCAAGCACUUGGGUUCUGGGUCUGGAUCUCGGGAUUAUGCCACUCACUCGCGCCAUGCAUCAUCUAACAGUCAAAAGAAGGGCCACUUUAAAAACGCUUCGUAUGACUCAGCUUUGUUGUUGGAUCAACCGUUAGAGGAAGACACCUACGUAAGAAAUCCAUACGGAAACUUUGGGGGAGAGCAAAGUCCUCACCAGCAGCAACCUCAACUGCGUUAUAAUGAAGAGGAACUCGCAUUUACUAGAGAGACUAAGAAGAAGAAAAAGAAGAGAAAAUGUGUGAUUUUGUAA